GCACAUAAAUUCACAAGACAAACAACAAACAAACCAAACUCAUGAACCACAACCAAAAAAAUGGCAAAUACAGCAGAGCUUGUAUUCAUCCCAGCCCCUGGCCUUGGUCACAUCAUGUCAACCAUCGAGGUCGCAAAGUUAUUCGUGAACCGCGAUCAACGUCUUUCCAUAACCGUCCUUGUCAUCAAGCCUCCUAGCUCGAGUUCUGGCUCGGCUAUCACCGCCUACUUCGAAUCAUUAGCCAAAAACGCUAUUAAUCGCGUAACGUUUGUAGAACUCCCUCAAGACGACGCCCCGCCUAUGCAUGACCCGAAGUCUUUUGUGGCUUCUUUCAAUGAAUACAUUGAAAGUCAUUGUAAACAUGUUAGAAAGGUUGUGGCUGAGUUGCUGAGUCAACCGGGUUCGGGCCGGCUCGCUGGGUUUGUGGUGGACAUGUUUUGUACAUGCAUGGUAGAUGUGGCUAAUGAGUUUAAUGUUCCUACCAAUGUUUUCUUCACUUCUAGUGCUGCUUUUCUUGGAUAUGAAUUAUUUAUGCAAACACUCAAUGAUGAUGAGAAGCAAGACGUUGUUGAGCUCAGCAACGCGGAUACCGAGGUGUCGGUUCCGAGUUUUGUCAAGCCGGUGCCAACUAAAGUCUUUUGGGAUGUGCUCCGGACUAAAGACGGACUCGAGUUUGCUAUGUUGGGUGCGCGGAAACUUAGAGAGGUUAACGCAAUUAUGGUUAAUACAUUUUUGGAACUCGAGACACAUGCUGUCGAGUCGUUGUCUGCUGACAUCAGCGUCCCAAAGGUUUACCCAGUGGGACCCCUACUCAACCUAGAGGGUUCUUCUGGGAAACCGUCGGACGAUGAUGUCAUCAGAUGGUUGGAUAGUCAACCACCUGCGUCGGUUGUAUUGUUGUGUUUUGGGAGUAUGGGUAGUUUUGAUGAGGUCCAAGUGAAGGAGAUUGCACGUGCUUUAGAGCAGAGUGGUCACCGGUUCGUGUGGUCCCUACGUCGACCGCCAUCUAACGGAACAACAAAAGUCCCUAGUGAUUACGAGGAUCCGGGAGUGGUAUUGCCGGAGGGGUUUUUGGAGCGAACAAAUGGAGUCGGGAAAGUUAUCGGGUGGGCCCCACAGGUCGCGUUGCUGGCUCAUAGUGCGGUUGGAGGGUUCGUGUCGCACUGUGGAUGGAACUCGCUGUUGGAGAGUAUUUGGUUUGGUGUACCAGUGGCUACAUGGCCGGUGUACGCCGAGCAACAGAUGAAUGCGUUUGAAAUGGUGGUGGAGUUGGGACUGUCGGUCGAGAUAAAGUGUGAUUAUAUAAAGAAUUUGUUUGAUCCUAAAGCUAAGACCCCCAUCGUUAGCGCUGAGGUGAUAGAAAAUGGGAUACGACGGGUGAUGGAGGAUAAAGAGGUUAGAAGAAAAGCGAAAGAGAUGAGUGAGAAGAGUCAGGCAGCGGUGGCUGAGGGCGGUUCGUCGUAUGCGGCUGUUGGCAAUCUUAUUCAGGACUUUAUAAGUAACAUUUCCUAAAUACCUAUUGCUUGAAUAAAGAUGAUAUUGUAUUGUUAUGAAGAAAUAGAGGGGUUCUUUAGUUUGUUUAAUAGAGGUGAGAACUCAACAUUCCUAUACUCUUUUAACGGACUAAAAAUGAAUUUUACCAAAACGUUCGUCUUCUCCAACCACACAGUUGGAAUCCGGAUGCACCGAACCCCCCUUUCUUUCUCCUUCAAUCAGCGUAAGCACCAUGAUCACCAACUUCAAUUGGCCCGUUGAUGCUCAAAUAUGGUUAUAUGGUAUUAUGUGCUUGAUAUUGAUAGAAAGGCAUUGUAUGCUAUCACUAUGUGAUAAAACAAUAAAACAUACUGAUGUCAUAGUAUUGUUGAGUAAUUGUGUUUGAAACUUGAUUUCCUUGAACAACA
Messenger RNA from Helianthus annuus (common sunflower), 1901 nucleotides. RefSeq names its product anthocyanidin 3-O-glucosyltransferase 2-like. The transcript has a single exon. The coding region runs from base 61 to 1512 and encodes 483 amino acids. The record is from RefSeq and is a predicted model, not a curated record. Gene Ontology annotation, molecular function: UDP-glycosyltransferase activity. NCBI's taxonomy places the organism in Eukaryota, Viridiplantae, Streptophyta, Magnoliopsida, Asterales, Asteraceae.